AUGAAUAGAAAUCAAAAAAUGAAAAUUUUCAUGUCAAUUCUUUUCCUGCCCAAACUUCAAGCGAUCCAAAAUCAAUUUUCUUUUUUCAACAGCAACACCGAAAAUUCCAACCAAAUCCGAAACUACUCCAAAAGGAGUUUCAUUAUCAACAACAACUGGAACAACAACAGGAUGUCAUAUAUUAAACCAACAAAGAGAAUAUCAAGUCAACAGGAUUUAGAAAAAUGGAUCGACUCACCAACUUAUAAUCUUGUGUUGGAUUUCAUUGUGGAAUUACAAACAUCAGUAAUUGGGAAGGCAAAUGAUACACCAAUAGAAGAAGAAAGCCCCGUCAUAGCCAAAUUAAAUCAUGCUUUAUCUCAGGUCAAUGAUCUUAUAGAUGAACAUCCUACACAUGAUACUACUUCCCGUUUUGGAAAGAUUGAAUUUCGUGAUUUUUAUAAAGAUUUAGCUGAGAAAUCAAAUGAUAUUAUAUCAGAAAUAACCACCAAGGGAUUAAUUGAAACAACUACAUAUUUUACUGAAUCUUGGGGUAAUAGUACAAGAAUAGAUUAUGGAUCAGGUCAUGAAUUAAAUUUUAUUUCAUUUUUAUUAUGUUUAAAACAAGAAGAACUCAUUACUCCAAAGGAUUAUCCAGCUAUAAUAUUAAAAGUAUUCACUCAAUAUAUGACAAUUAUGCGUAGAUUACAGAAAACUUUCUGGUUAGAACCUGCUGGAUCUCAUGGUGUUUGGGGAUUAGAUGAUUAUCAUUUUUUACCAUUUUUAUUUGGUGCUGCUCAAUUAUCUACACAUCCUCAUAUGAAACCUAAACUGAUUCAUAAUGAUGAAUUAGUGGAAAUGUAUCAUAAGAAAUAUAUGUAUUUGGAAUGUAUUUAUUUUAUUAACAAUAUUAAAACAAUUCCUAAUCAUCAAGGUAAAUUGAGUUUACGUUGGCAUUCUCCAAUGUUGGAUGAUAUUUCAUCUGCUAAAUCUUGGGAUAAAAUAAGAAUAGGAAUGGUUAAGAUGUAUAAAGUGGAAGUUCUUGGUAAAUUGCCAAUUAUGCAACAUUUCAUGUUUGGUAAUAUUAUAAAAUGUCCUGAUGGUGUUGAAGAGCAUAUUCAUGAAGAAGGUGAAAAUGAUGAUGAUCAUUGUGGUCAUGAUCAUGUUAAUACUUGGGGUGAUUGUUGUGGUAUCAAAAUCCCAAGUGGUAUUGCUGCUAGUGAAAGUCUUAAACAACAACCAAGAAUCCCAUUUGAUUGA
Molecule: messenger RNA, 1239 nt
Organism: Candida tropicalis MYA-3404
Lineage: Eukaryota; Fungi; Ascomycota; Pichiomycetes; Serinales; Debaryomycetaceae
Product: peptidylprolyl isomerase
Exons: 1
Coding region: 1-1239 (412 amino acids)
Biological process (GO): mitotic spindle organization
Cellular component (GO): cytoplasm; nucleus; protein phosphatase type 2A complex
Molecular function (GO): peptidyl-prolyl cis-trans isomerase activity; protein tyrosine phosphatase activator activity
Source: RefSeq, a predicted model, not a curated record